Molecule: messenger RNA, 646 nt
Organism: Psylliodes chrysocephalus
Lineage: Eukaryota; Metazoa; Arthropoda; Insecta; Coleoptera; Chrysomelidae
Source: the annotation of a GenBank genome assembly
AAAUGAUAAUCAUUUUUUAAAUUAUUAUUUUUACUUAUAUAAAUGGUAUUUUAUUUGACAAAAUUUAUUUUGUUUCAGAUUAGAUGUAACAUCAGCAGCAAUGUUUCCUCUUCCCCAACUGGACACGUGCUUUUGUCUUGACCAUUAUAACGAGUGCGUGACCCAGAACCCGUUCCUUGCCCAACGCCUUUUCAACCCUUACUUCCCUCAGCUAUGGCUGCCAUUUCCCAUUAAGAUAAACCAACCCCGUCCAGAAAAACCUCCAUAUUCGUACAUAGCUCUCAUUGCCAUGGCCAUUUCCUCGUCGCCAAAGCAAAGGCUUACCCUCAGCGGAAUAUAUAGAUUCAUCAUGGACAAUUUUCCUUACUAUCGGGAGAACAAGCAAGGCUGGCAGAAUUCUAUAAGACAUAAUCUGAGUUUAAAUGACUGUUUUGUGAAAGUGCCUAGAGAUAAGGUGUCACCUGGGGGCUGUGAGCAGUCCGGCGCUGGAGGAAAGGGCAGUUAUUGGAUGUUGGAUCCUAAAGCUGCGAAUAUGUUUGAAAAGGGGAAUUACCGAAGAAGGAAAACGAGACGGCAAAGAAUUGCUGAGUGUACGACCGCUUUGUAUCAGGUGAGAAAUAUUUUUAUUGGGAUGCUUUUUGAUUGA